Molecule: messenger RNA, 755 nt
Organism: Aethina tumida (small hive beetle)
Lineage: Eukaryota; Metazoa; Arthropoda; Insecta; Coleoptera; Nitidulidae
Exons: 4
Coding region: 21-707 (228 amino acids)
Cellular component (GO): chitin-based extracellular matrix
Molecular function (GO): structural constituent of chitin-based larval cuticle
Source: RefSeq, a predicted model, not a curated record
UGACCCAACAACGAGCAACAAUGAAGACUUUGAUCGUUCUGACUUUUUUGGUAGCCGUAACUCUGGCUCUUCCCCAGGGCAAAUUCCAGUUCCCCAGGAAGCUGGUACAUUCAUCCCAGGCCCCAGUACCAAAACGUCUGUCGGUGGAAAAUGCUCGUCCCAGCCCCCCCGUUCCAGUAACUGAACCACCCAAAAAAGUCGAGGAACCUGAGGAGGAGGACUUAGAAGAGGAAGAGGAAGUGAAGGAAGUGCCUGUACAAGAACCAGUCACCACCAGAAGACCAAUUUUCACCGCCAGACACCAAGUCCCAACCGAAGAACCUGUGGCCCCAAAGAAGAAGGCUCCAGUUAGGAACUAUGUACCCAACGAGUACGAGUUGGAGCAAAACAGAGCCGCCAAGUACGAAUUCAACUCCAACAUCGAGGACAACAUCAACGACCAAACGCAACAAAGAACCGAAGUCCGUGACGGUUUGAAAGUAACCGGCUCGUACUCGUACAGCGACGGGUACUUCAAGCGCACCGUCCACUACGAAGCCGACGACAAGGGCUACAGGAUCGUGAGCAUGGAAUCGGAACCCUUGGACGGACCCGAAAUCGACCUGAACGGAUCCGCGUCCGUGUCGAACGACGCCCACGGCGCCCAGAUCCAGUACCGCGUCCAGAGCGUACCGGUCGAGGGACCCAAGGCCAAAAUUAUCAAUUAAUUAUUUAUAAUCUUGUAUAUAAGUUACAAUAAAAUUUGUUGUGUUGUA